CCGCGCCGGGAAGCAGAACUACAACUCCCAUCCUUCCUUGCGCUCCCGGGUACGCAAGAUGGUAGCCCGCAAGAAGAAAGCCCGAGCGGGCGGCCACGAGGGGAGCAUACCUGGCCCACCGGGUUAUUCAGCUGUUCCAGUCAAGUUCUCAGAAAAGCAGCAGGCUUCUCAUUACCUGUACGUGAGACAGCACAGAGUUCGCCAAGACACCCAGUCCACGUGGCCUGCCAAUAGGACCCUUUUUAUCCUCAAUGUGCCCCCGUACUGCACAAAGAGAAACGCCGGAGCUCGGGAGGUAGAUCGGUGAUGGGCUGCUGGCCCAGCAUUCCUGAAACCCUGGGAUCAGUCCUCAGCACCACAGAAAUCAGAUUUGGAGACUAGAGGAUCAGAACUUCAAGGCCCAUUUUGACUACAAAGUGAGUUCAAGGCCAGUCUGGACAACAGGUUGGAGAGAAGGUCUGGGCUGUACAGUGGCUGCCUAUCGAAAGCUGACCACCCCUAUGUGUAAUUAGCACAAACUAAAAAGUCCCCUCGUAUUUUCCUGCCAAAGCUGACCACCAUGCCGAGCCCAACAC
This is a messenger RNA of Myodes glareolus (Bank vole), 575 nucleotides long. NCBI's taxonomy places the organism in Eukaryota, Metazoa, Chordata, Mammalia, Rodentia, Cricetidae. The record is from RefSeq and is a predicted model, not a curated record.